GCUCGUGGUGACGUCGUCAGAGAGCGACGGCGCCGUGCGUGUCGCGUAGCAGCGGGGACGCAGCGGCGGAGUAAUGGCGGAGGCGGCGGAGCAGCCCCAGGAUGAGGCCCCGGUUGAGGCCGGCGCCGAGGAGGCCGUGAAGAUCAUCUGCCUGGGGGACAGCGCCGUGGGCAAGUCCAAGCUGCUCGAGAGGUUCCUGCUAGACGGGUUCCGCCCCCAGCAGCUCUCCACCUUCGCCUUGACGUUGUACCGACACCGAGCGCGGGUGGACGGGAAGGCGGUGCUCGUGGAUUUCUGGGACACAGCUGGACAAGAGCGGUUCCAGAGCAUGCAUGCCUCCUAUUACCACAAAGCUCACGCUUGUAUCAUGGUGUUUGAUGUGCAGCGCAAAGUCACCUACAAGAACCUGAACAACUGGUACAAGGAGCUGAGAGAAUUUCGCCCGGAGAUCCCUUGCAUUGUGGUGGCCAAUAAAAUUGAUGCGGAUAUGAAGAUGACCCAGAAAAGCUUUAAUUUCGCCCGGAAGUUCAGUUUGCCCUUUUACUUUGUGUCUGCUGCAGAUGGCACCAAUGUAGUGAAGCUCUUCAAUGAUGCUAUCAAGCUGGCAGUUACUUACAAACAGAAUUCAGGAGAUUUCAUGGAUGAGGUCAUGCAAGAACUGGAGAGCUUUGACCUGGAGAAGAAGAGUGAGAAUUUGUCAGAUCAAGAGGAGAGCUUCCCUGAAGAAAAGCCCCCAUCCUCCUAAGGACCGCACUUGGAGUCCAUCUUUUCUCUCUGCUCCAGUUGUCAGGGGCUAUUCAGAGUUCACCUCCACAGAGGAAAGCGAUUUUUCUUGUGCCCUGAGAUCUCUGGUGAUGGGGAGACUGGGCACGAUCUCCCUUGGCUGGGCCCUGACUCCCUGUGCAUCACAGUUGAGGCAGCAGUGGGAGUAUCCGUGUGUUUCUUCAAGACAGAGCUUGCUGGGAGAGCUGAGCCAUUCCUGUACCUGCAGGGAAGGGUCCUGCCCAGAGACUUUAGUGGUACCUACUGCAGAAAAUAGUUACU
Molecule: messenger RNA, 1044 nt
Organism: Phasianus colchicus (ring-necked pheasant)
Lineage: Eukaryota; Metazoa; Chordata; Aves; Galliformes; Phasianidae
Gene: RABL2B
Product: RAB, member of RAS oncogene family like 2B
Molecular function (GO): GTP binding; GTPase activity
Source: RefSeq, a predicted model, not a curated record